This is a messenger RNA of Spodoptera littoralis (African cotton leafworm), 1086 nucleotides long. The record is from the annotation of a GenBank genome assembly. Lineage: Eukaryota; Metazoa; Arthropoda; Insecta; Lepidoptera; Noctuidae.
AUGGGCCCCGCCCUGCUGGGCCCCGUGCGGCGCUCGCACUGCGCUGCGCUCGCCGGCCUCGCGCUGCUCCUGCUGCUACUGCUGGCGCGUCUGCCGCCCGCCGCGCCGCCCGCGCCGCGCCCUGCCCCGCGCCCCGCGCCGCGCCCAGAACCGCGCGCCGAGCCCGCGCCCCCGGCCGCGCCCGCCAACCGCACGGCGCCGCCCGCGCCCAGCACUAGCGCCACGCUGCGGGCCAGCACGGCGCCGCGCGACCCGCGCAUCGUGCUGGUGCGCGACGUGUACGUGGCCGGCCACGAGCGCCCGCACCCCGAGCUGUGCCCGGCGCUGGGCGCGCGCCUGCGCCUGCUGGUGCUGGUGACGUCGGCGCCGGCGCACGCGGCCGCGCGCGACGCGGUGCGACUGACGUGGGGCCACUACGCCGCGCGCGCCGACGUGGCGCUGGCCUUCGUGCUGGGCGCGCCGCCCGACGCGCUGCGGCCCGCGCUGGCGGCCGAGGAUGCGAUGUACGGGGACCUGGUGGUGGGCCGCUCGAUCGACUCGUACUCCAACCUGACGCUGAAGACGCUGUCCAUGCUGGAGUGGGCCGACACGUACUGCCCGCGCGCGCCGCGCCUGCUGAAGACUGACGACGACAUGUUCAUCAACAUCCCGCGCCUGCUGGAGUUCGCGGCGGCGCCGGGCCGCGCCAACGCCACGCGCACCAUCUGGGGCAAGGUGGUGCGGCGCUCGUUGCCCAAGCGCACCACCAAGUCCAAGUACUACCUGUCGCCGCUCCAGUACCCGGCGCGCGUGCUGCCGGACUUCGCGACGGGCCCGGCGUACCUGCUGACGGCGGACUGCGUGGCCCCGCUGCUGGCGGCGGCGCCCCGCGAGCGCUACGUGCGCCUGGAGGACGUGUUCGUGACGGGCGUGCUGGCGGCGCGGCUGGGCCUGCGGCGCCAGCACGCGCCCGAGUUCUACAACAAGAAGGUGGCGCCGCACCCGUGCGCGGUGCAGCGCGGCCUGGCCAUCCACAUGGUGCGCUACCACGAACAGUUCGACCUCUGGCGCAAGCUGCUCGACGGCAAGACCAAGUGCGCCAGCUAG